AUGGAGCGUUUCUUGCAGGAUCUUCCCAACGCCGAACAACCACCCCAAGAAUUUCCGCCACAGUACCACACCGGUCGAAUGCCGAACAGCAAGGCUGGCGAUGGAAAGCCACGGUUGCUCCUGAUGGGCCAGAGGAGCUCCUUCAUGGAUUUCCAAGUCUGGGAUCUGCCCGGUCACCUGGACUACUUUGACCCGGCUUUUGACACAGACAAUAUCUUUGAAGAGAUCGGAGCGUUGAUCUGGGUGAUUGAUGCACAGGACGAAUAUCUUGACGCAAUUCAGCGACUGAAUAUGACCAUUCUGAAUUUGCAACAAUCAUAUCCAAACAUCAAUAUCGAGGUUUUUGUCCACAAGGUGGACGGUCUGUCAGACGACUUCCGCGGCGACACGUUCCGAGACAUCAUCCAGCGCGUACAAGACGAGCUCAGCGACAAUGGCUACGAACAAGCCCCGAUCUCCUUCUACCAAACCAGCAUAUACGACCACUCCAUCUUCGAAGCCUUCAGCAAAGUCAUACAAAAGCUCAUACCACAGCUUCCGACUUUGGAAGCUCUGCUGAAUAACCUCUGCGGUGCCUGCAAUAUUGAGAAGGCGUAUCUCUUUGAUAUCAUGAGCAAGAUCUACAUUGCUACAGAUACAAGUCCUACUGAUAUAGCCACAUACGAAGUAUGCUCGGACUACAUUGACGUCGUCAUCGACGUGAGCGAAAUCUACGGAUGGGAUAGGCCUGAAGAAGCGCCCGACGAGAGCGAGACUGGCAAUAACGACGCAGAGAGCUUGAUCACCAUGGAGAAGAAGGGCAGCAGAUAUCUCUAUCUGCGCGAGAUCAACAAAUACCUCGCUCUUGUCUGCAUCAUGGGGCAAGAGCAUCCAGCUGAGAAAAAAGCAAUCAUUGACUAUAAUGUGGGCGUUUUCCAGGCAGGCCUCAAACAGGUCUUCCCUAAGAGUGACCGGGAGGCUCAGAUUGAGGUACGGGCCACCAAUGAUAGUUAGGAACCACCGCCGGUAGGGUCCCCGACUGCGGUACGGUCUCUGCGUUGUGUAUCGAUGCUGGAUCAGGCCCAGAAGAGUGGAAAGCAGAUGCCCGGGAAUGAGUGAGGGUACUGCUUUCAAGUUCUGUAUCAUACGCCAAGCCAGAGUUGUGUUGUACACCAUAAAGUGUUUAGCACACGCACAAACAAUUAUAUGAUGUGUUUCUCAUC
Molecule: messenger RNA, 1202 nt
Organism: Parastagonospora nodorum SN15
Lineage: Eukaryota; Fungi; Ascomycota; Dothideomycetes; Pleosporales; Phaeosphaeriaceae
Exons: 3
Coding region: 1-993 (330 amino acids)
Biological process (GO): regulation of autophagy; positive regulation of TOR signaling; cellular response to amino acid stimulus
Cellular component (GO): fungal-type vacuole membrane; Gtr1-Gtr2 GTPase complex; nucleus
Molecular function (GO): GTP binding; GTPase activity
Source: RefSeq, a predicted model, not a curated record